AUGGGUAAAGGAAAGCCAAGAGGUCUCAACGCCGCUCGCAAACUUCAAAACCAUCGUCGCGAGCAAAGAUGGGCUGAUUUGUCCUACAAGAAGCGUGCCUUGGGUACCGCUUUCAAAUCUUCGCCAUUCGGAGGUUCUUCCCACGCUAAGGGUAUCGUUCUCGAGAAGGUCGGAGUCGAGGCCAAGCAACCUAACUCCGCCAUCCGAAAGUGUGUCAGAGUCCAGUUGAUCAAGAACGGAAAGAAGGUCACUGCUUUCGUUCCUAACGAUGGUUGUCUCAACUUCGUCGAUGAGAACGACGAGGUUCUCCUCGCUGGUUUCGGUCGUAAGGGAAAGGCAAAGGGAGAUAUUCCCGGUGUUCGUUUCAAGGUCGUCAAGGUCUCUGGUGUUGGAUUGUCCGCGUUGUGGAAGGAGAAGAAGGAGAAGCCAAGAUCAUAA
Molecule: messenger RNA, 438 nt
Organism: Sclerotinia borealis F-4128
Lineage: Eukaryota; Fungi; Ascomycota; Leotiomycetes; Helotiales; Sclerotiniaceae
Source: the annotation of a GenBank genome assembly